AUGGCGAAGGAAAUAGAGUUUACACAUUCAGAACCUGAACUCUUUUUCUUCCUUUUGUGUUUCAGCCACGAGAAAGAUCAAGAAAGUGAAGAGGGAGUCGAGCUACGUGAAGGGGAUGGCACAAAUGCAGAUGAACAGACAGCAGUGGCCAUUGCCAGUGUCCAGCAAGCAGCCUUUGCAGACCAUAAUAUUCAGUACCAGUUUCGCACAGAGAACAAUGGAGGACAGGUGACAUAUAGAGUAGUUCAGGUGACGGACAGUCAGCUGGAUGGACAAACAGAUGCAACGGGGGCAGUCAGCGUGGUCUCGACCGCGGCUUUCACCAGUGGCCAGCAGGCUGUUGCUCAGGCCGUGAUUCAGAACCCUUUCAGUAAUGGUGGGAGCCCAGCCACGGAUGCUGUCAGCGGCGAAGCCCGCUUUGCAUACUUCCCUGCCUCCACAGUGGGCGAUGCCACAGCUGUAUCCGUGCAGACAACCGAUCAAUCGCUGACACAGGCUGGAGGUCAGUUCUACGUGAUGAUGACCCCCCAAGACGUGUUGCAGACAGGAACACAACGUACCAUAGCUCCUCGCACCCAUCCCUAUUCCCCAAAAAUGGACGGGACACGAACGCCCCGAGAUGAGAGACGAAGAGCUCAGCACAAUGAAGUUGAACGGAGGAGGCGGGACAAGAUCAACAAUUGGAUUGUACAGCUGUCAAAAAUCAUUCCAGACUGCAAUACAGACAACAGCAAGACAGGGGCGAGCAAGGGGGGCAUCUUGUCCAAAGCCUGCGACUACAUCCGGGAGCUGCGCCAGACGAACCAGCGUAUGCAGGAGACGUUCAAAGAAGCCGAGAGGCUUCAGAUGGACAAUGACUUGCUACGGCAACAGAUUGAGCAGCUGAAGAACGAAAACGCCCUUUUGAGAGCGCAGCUUCAACAACACGGGAUUGAAAUAGUGGGUGAUGCCCCGGGGCAGUAACCCCCACCUUCGCCACUGCCAACAUGCCGAAUCUCAGCCGCCGGUUCUUCUGGGUUUUUUUGUAAAGCGAAUAUUCUCCUCCCUGCAGUGUUCGCCCACCGAAACCAUCGCCUCCGAAUGAACCUUGCCUCCUUGCUUUGCGUUUGAGGGCGGGGAUGGGGGGGCAGGGGGGAGGCAGUGGAGAGAGGGGAAUUUGGGGCUU
Messenger RNA from Python bivittatus (Burmese python), 1165 nucleotides. The record is from RefSeq and is a predicted model, not a curated record. NCBI's taxonomy places the organism in Eukaryota, Metazoa, Chordata, Lepidosauria, Squamata, Pythonidae.